Messenger RNA from Amphibalanus amphitrite, 4272 nucleotides. RefSeq names its product RING finger protein 145-like. Gene Ontology annotation, cellular component: endoplasmic reticulum; endomembrane system. The record is from RefSeq and is a predicted model, not a curated record. The transcript has 3 exons. Bases 464 to 2653 code for a protein of 729 amino acids. Lineage: Eukaryota; Metazoa; Arthropoda; Thecostraca; Balanomorpha; Balanidae. Gene Ontology annotation, molecular function: ubiquitin protein ligase activity; zinc ion binding.
GGGGCUGCCAAUUUUACACACACGAACCGGCCCAAUAUAUUUCAAUCAAUCCGUGUCAAAUUCGAUUUAUUGAUAGUUUUUUCAGCUUUUCUGAUUCACUUUAUUUCAGGAGACUUCAUUUUCAACCCCCAAUUAUCACCAAAGGUGCAUUACAACCAAAUUACAACUUGAACUUCGGUCUGAUGAACGUCUCACCUGCGUCAGAACUGCAAGCAAGCAAAUAAUUGCUACUAUAUUUUGACCACACUUGACUAAUUUUGACUCUAAAAAAGGACUCAAAAAUUUUGAACAUUAGGUGCAAAUUAGGUGUAUUCAUGUGACAUGUGUACAUAAAGAAUCUGUAUAUAUUUUUCGUGUAUUUUGUACGUUUUCACGCAAUUUUCAGCCCCAAACGGUGAGGGCCUCUCCCCUCUGACGGGCCGGUGCCGCCGGUCCGCUCUGCCGGUGUGACCACCCCACCACCAUGUGGUCGGUGCUCAGCAAGGCCGGCACUGUGGGACACACCGUGCUCACGGCCACCGAGCGCUACUUCGAGCCGGCGGCCGAUGUGAUCCUGCGUGUGCCCAGCCUGGUGCUGCUCGACUACCUGUGGCGCUUUGAGGUCGAUAAGACGCUGCUCUGGGGCGCCGCGCAGGUGGACGACAAGUUCGGCGUCUUCAACACAAUCAUCGUCAUUUCGCUGCUGCUGCAAGCGGCGGCCGUUCUACUGCUGCCACUCGAGUACGUGGUCAGGCUGUACAUGCACUACAUCAGCGCCGCCGUGCUGGUACUGGCCAACCAGUUCUCGUUCUACCACGUGAGUAGCGAGGCGGCGCUGCCGGCCGCGCCCGGCCUGACCGCCUACUUCCGGCUGGUGCCCGUCUGGCAGAUCUGGGCGGGCGCCGGCGGCGGCGCGGCGGUCGGCGCCGACGCGGCCGCCGCCGCCGCCCAGGUGGAGUUCCUGCGCCGUCAGAUGGCGGCCAUCGCGGUCCACCUGACGGCCGCCGUCACCGUCAUAGUGCUGCUAGACGUGGAGGACACUCGGCGCAGAGUCUCCCUGCUGGCCAACGCGCUGCCCGUGGUGGCACUGAUGGCCAGCAUGGCGUCCGGCUCGGAGUUACUGCUGCUGCACAACUGCGCCUGCGCUGUCACCAUCAUCAACUGCCUGACGUGGCUGCUGGGCUGCGCGCCGGCCUGUCUAGCUUACUACCAGCAGCUCUACCUCAAGUACUACUUCCACGCUACCCAGGUGUACGGCGCCGCCGGCACGCUGCGACAGCUGAUCGCGACGCUGUUCGUGCCGCGUCUCCAGCUCGCCUACUGGCUCUGUCUGGUUCUCACACAAGGAUACUACUUCGCCUACGUACCCGAGAGCGUACCGAGCGUGCGGGGCGAGUGGUAUAUCGUACUGCUCAGCGCCGUUGCCAGCGCUACUGCCUCUCCCAUCAGCCUGGCCGGCUUCUGCGCGGCGGUGGCGUACGGCUCGUGGUGGGCAGUGCGCGCACUGGCCUGGCUCCUGCGCGUGCGGCCGGCCGAACACAGCGGUUGGGUGGAGGCGGCCACGGCUCUGGUCCUGGCCUGCUAUGUGGAUCUGAUCCACCUGGCCGUGCCGGCGCGGCUGGCUGUUAUGGCUGUACUGCUGUUUGUCGCGCUUACCUCCACGGCUCAGGUGGCGUAUGACGUGGCCGAGGCUGCUGUCCUGUCCCUGAGCGCGUCGGGCAGCCGGCGCGUCGGCCGCCACGCUCGGGUGGUGCUCGUCUGUCUCCUGCUGGCCGCGCUGCCCGUAUGGCUGACAGUUCUACUCUGUCGUCUGUUCGAGCGCGACCUCUGGAUCUUGCUGGUGACGUCGUCGGCGCUGACGCUAGCCGUCCAGGCGCUCGGUCUGCUGACCGUUUACGCCGUGUUUCUGUACGACGCCCUGCGUCGCGAGCCGUGGCGUCAUCUGGAUGAUGUAGUUUAUUGUACCCGCGCGGCCGCCGGCGCUGCCCAGACCCUGGUGGCUCUACUGGUGGUGGCUGCCGGCGUCUGGGAGACCUCUCGCGGCGGAGGAUCGUGGGGUAACGCUGCUGUGCUCCUGGCACACUGCUACUUCCACAUCUGGCGCCGGCUGAGGGAUGGCUGGGGGCAGCUGGCGCUGCGUCGGACGGUGGCCCGCACGGCGGCCGCCCUGCCCGAAGCCAGUCCCGAGCUGCUGCGCCGGUACGGAGACGUGUGCGCCAUCUGCUACUGCGCUAUGAGCGAGGCGCGCCGGCUGCCCUGCCGCCACCUGUUCCACGCCGCCUGCCUGCGCCGCUGGCUUUUCGUCCAGGUCAAGUGUCCGCUGUGUCAGGCGGAGAUAGUGGAAGCCGAGAAACCUCCGCAGGAGCCAGCUCCGGCGCAGGAGCAGACUCAGGCCGCUGCUGAUGAGGCUGCACCCGCGGAAGGCGCGGAGAAGCCGACGGUCGAGACGACUGAGGCGGCAGCUGAGGUGACCGGCGGUCGGCCGGGCCCCGUCGCAGCCGGAGACGCCGCGGCCUCCCUGGCAGACGUGCCAUACUGCCCGCUCAACUGCCCGCGAGUGCCGAUGCUGGAGGGACCACGGCCGGCCGCCGGGGCGGCAGGAUGCCCUGUCGGAGCUGUAAGGAGGGCGACUGAGACAUCACGGAGGAGCCCAGCGGCUGGCGAAGGACAUUAGUGUGAGUUGGAUAUGCGGCAAGUGUGAUAUGAAUCAAACGUUACUGGAAGAGCUUCUGCGCAGUGCAAGUCAUUAGAAACGGACGCCCGAUUGGGAAUGGUGAUAAAAAGAGGCUCCCUAUCAGUGGAUGGUGAAACGGUGAUAAACUUUGAACUUUGAGAUUGACAUUAGUCAGUCUGUGUAGCGAACUUUGAGGCAGUUACUCUCAUUUAUGUUAGCUGCAAAUGGUGAUGUUUAAUCGGCGUCACAUAUGGCUAAGACGUGCUCCAAUGAGGCAUCUCAUUUCACUGUAUACGUGUACUUAGCCAUCUCAUAUCAACCUGCGGACUUGUGGAGGUCUAGCUGCCCUCGCUUUGUCCGCUUUCUAGCAUUGCGCUGCUCGUAAAAAGUGGGCGCUGCGUCGCCCGCUAGGCUUGCCAUCAGGACUUGUUUAGUGACACGCGCUGUACUGGAUUGUCAUUGGUAGUGAUGAGACAAGCAAGGAUCAUCAUUGGUAGUGAUGGAAAGGAUUGUGCGAUGUUUUCAUAUAAUGGCUAUGGAGAGCAGCUGCCAUCACUGACGAAUUGAACUCUGCUUAUCUGAAACAGUCAGAGCCGGUGAGCGGCGCUUUACUGACUUGUCUCCCUGAAGUCAGGUGUUGGGACCAGAACUUGUCUUUGAAAUUGUUGUGGAGGGCGGGAUCUUGGGCGGGAUGAAGUGAACUGAUUGAGUGAUGUAACACUCAUUCGAAAGCUAGUGAGGUUUGUCCGAUUAACACUCAGAACCUCGGCUCAGGGCUAGUUCAAUUGAACUGUGAACUCCAUCGUACUUCGUUCUGGAUGUGAUAUUGUCAUUCCCUAUCUUUGCUGUUUUGAAAUCGUCUUCUGAUUGUUCAAAGGAAGGGCUUAAAAUCUCGUGUACAUUCCGUCACGCAUUGUACCUGCUCUCGAUACUGUACUAAAUUACAGGCCGAAUUAGAUUUCAAUGGCAUUUUACCAUACGAAUUACAAGCAGUCGUUCCGAGCGUUUCCUCCGCUGAUCUGUGAUUGACCGACUCCGAAAUGGUGUGGUCAACUGUGAACGUUACUGAUGGAUGGCGCGGUGUUUUUGUUCCCGUUCAAGGACUGUUACCCAGUGGACUGGGGUCCUGUGUAUUCAGUGUGGAUAUCUCAUGCGGCUCGGCUCACUGAUGCCAGACCGUAUGCGCGAUAGAGAGGCGUAGUUGUAGCCCCCAACAGCCUGGCAGGAGCAACGCUCGAUCGAAAUAGGGCGAGUGAUUUCACCGUUAUGAAUUUCAAUGUUGUACUUACGAAACAUGAUUAAAUGAUUAAGAUGUUGGUUUCAUGUGAUCAGAAUCUCCGAUAAUGGCUUGCCACGAAGAGUCAUUUGGAUAUUCUGGCUUCACUGCUGUUUCACUUUCAUUCGUUUUUUUCCAGAUUAGUUAAUGUGUUUGAGCUUUGCGAGAUCGGCAUUUGGACUCUCUGAAAGGUGUUCUGUACAGUCAUGGCUGGCUGGCUGGCUGACUUAUUUACUGGUGUACCAUUGUUACUCGUUUAGGUAUUCUUUCAGUUGUGUAGUCGUUCCUAGUCAAGAAACCCGCCAAGCUUCGGGUACUGUAAAAUACAUUUUAAUAUGAUGCC